AUGUCUUUGCCCUCUCUUCGCAUCGUGACAACCACUCCCACCUCCACUCCCACUCCCACCCCCGCGACAACAACAAAUGCCACCACGACGAGGACGACAACCACAAAGACAGGCUGGAGGGACAGUAUUUACCCCAGUGACGAUGACCCUCUCAUUUCACGGGCCGCAAGCUUCACCGACCUGCCCAGCCAAUCGCCCCAAUCCACCUCGUCCGGUUUGAGACGCACUUUCUCCGAUUGCGCUGUGCCUACCCUCUCCGAUUCUCCCACGAAAGAGACCGUGGCGGCGGGGAAGGAUAUUCUACGGCGGACGUCAUUGCGCGCCAAAAGACCCGAGAGAUUAUCCCGAGCCGUUUCGCACUUCACCCUUUCUUCCACGGACGAUCUCAAGGAAAGCAAUCCUACGUCGCAGCAGGAUGGAAGUGGAGCCAGCGUCCCGGAGACACGGGCUCCCGAGCCCGUCGCCCGACCAUUAAAGACUCGUUCCAUGUCGGGUCGGAUUGUCAGUUUGGCCCGGAAACCCUGGGGGUCGUCAUCUCGGUCCCCUUCACCAGCAGCCAAACGAACCACCCAGAGGCUUGAAGAACAAUCGCCCACUCGCUUACGGGAUCGGAAGACCGAUGCUCCGGACAAUGGCGAGGGCGACGAAACCCCAACAUCUCGCAGGCGAACGAUGCUCUACAAGCGUCCUCGACGGCCGAUGGUGGCGGUCGUCUCCAAAGGCAACUCCGAUUCCCCAGACUCUCCCAACAGCCCGUCACAGUCGUUACGAAAUCGAACGUCCCUCGAACGAUUUACGGCGUCUCUGUCCAUCUCAACGCCAAUACUGCCUCCCAUGCCCAAGGGCGCCGCCAAGACCGUGGCCUCCUACACGAACAAUGGGGGCGACAGCGGUACAAAGACGGGCAACAGUGUCAAGAGCAACGACCGAUACGAAACCUCGCAGAAGAAGGACGAGCUGUGGGGCCUGUUUCGCGGUCUGGAAGCGGACUUUCAAAAAUUCCAAUCCAAGUCCACCGCAUUAAAGGCAAAUGUCAUUCGCUCGUCACUCCUCCCGUUUCUCAAUCGUCAUCAGUUACACUCCUGUUGCAAGAAUCUUCGACCCGAAGACCUGGAUCGCCGAGUCAACAUCCUGAACAAAUGGUGGAUCGGCAUGUUGGAGAUGCUGAAUGGCAAGCAUAAUCAGUCCAUCUCGGGCACUGAUCGGCCCGUUUACCUGGAAGCCGUGGUGGGCAUCAUGAGUCGACCAGAGUGGCGCAUCCCAUACCCCAGUACGCAGCAAGACAGUGACCCAAGCGAUUCUUUGAAAUACGCCUCGACCUCCGUCUCGGAGGCGUCAGACGGGUCUGUCUCAUCCGGGUCGGACUUUCUGGUCGAAAGCAUUCACCACAACAUUCGCAACAUUUUUGUCCAGAAUCUCGUCUCUCAGAUGGUGUUUGUGGUCGAGCGCAUGUCGAUGAGACACGCGCCUGCGAGUUUGGUAGCCUUUUGCGGAAAGGCCUGUGCGUAUGCCUUCUUUUUCUGCCCAGGAGUCGCGGAUCAAAUGGUUCGCCUCUGGAAGACCCCCCCAGCGGUAUUCCGUCGCAUUCUGGCGGAGAGUCCCAAGUCUUCCGCCGAGGACAUGCGUGCCUUCACUCAAGAACUGGCGGUCAACUUCCCGCUCGCGAUCCGGCCGUUGGCCUUUCACUCACACGGCCCUCUGCUGCGAUAUCUGCGCACCAAGCCCGAACCGCCUCUCAAUACGACUAAUAUCCCAUGGCGGGGCCCCUGGAUCGCACGGUGGUGUGGGCGAGACACGGAUCUCUUCUUUGUUUUCCUGAAGUACAUCCACAUUCUCUACGCGGAAUAUACACCUCCCGCUACGGCGAAAGAGAGAAGGACGUUCGCGCCCGGAUUGCUCAUGGUCCACGCACAAUUGGUGGUGGCCAUCGAGGACACGAUCUUCAAACAGUCGAUGCCACCGCAGGAGACUAAUCACGUCGCGGCGGCCAUCACCUUCGAUGACUUGAUGGAAACCCCCGACGUGUCUGCCGCUUCGCACUCGCUCAUGAGUGGCCGAAGCAGCCACCGGUCGAUGGCGGAAAAUCGCCUGGUCAUCCUGCUUCGCGAUUUCCUCUCUGAUUCCUCAGCCGAGCCCAACCGUGCGCGACUGUUCUACGCGGAAAGCUUCUGCGGACUACUCAGGACUGCAGCGCAACGGAUUUCUCUCUUCGACCAUCGGGCAUGCUUCCUUCUCUGUGAUUUCUUGGAGGAGGUCAUUCCGAUCGUUGCUCGAUAUUCCCAGUCCAUCGAAACCCAAUUCUUCGACUGGUCAUUUUGGUUGGAUGUCUGUCGGCAGAUGAUGCAAAGCCAUAAUUCACUGACCGAAGUCCGGGCUCUCUCUUUUCUCUACAGCAUAUGGCCCACCUGGACCGCAACAAAUGAUCGCAAGGCGGGCCUUUGUCUAGGCUUCUUGCUCCACGAACCCAUCUUUUAUCACUAUUUUAAUCAUUGGAGCCCGAUGGUGCGCGCCUACUUUCACCGGAUACUGUGCUGGAGAGUCGGUCGAUUCCACGAGGAUCCCUCAUCCCUUGACUCAUUGAUCUACGAGACGCUCUCCGACAGACUGCUGCGGGUGUGGGAGUACUAUAUCGGGUUUCAAUCCAAGGCCGAGGAGGGCCUCACCGCACCCUUGUCCUCUGCACCUUGUACGCCCGCUCCGGGCCGACGAAUCAUUAUCAUUCGAUGUGAAAAUCAAUUAUCUCCGGUCAACUUAUUUGUCUCCUUUGACCGGGUUGUUCCUCCGGUGCGGUCCGAUCAGAUCAGCCCACCUCGACGCGUCAAUCCGCCUGAUACGGCUGGAUCAGAUGCUCAGGCGCCUAAGCGGCGAUGGGGUCUCCUUCGCUCCAUGUUUGGAAGUUCGGCGAAGCAGAAUGAGGCAGCGACCGGCAGCUCUGGAGACGACUCUGAAGGUACGGGUGGAGAUAUUUCGAAAAAUCCGUCUCCUCAAUGCGUGGAAGAACACGAAAAGACGCCCUCGCCACCUCCAGAGGAACCCGUCAAGCCCAAAGUGACCCACCAGCCAUACUCCUUCAAAUUCUCCCUCGAGUGGAUGGAUCGCCCAUGUUUUCCGGCCAAGAACAAACGUCUCUUCCGACCGUGUCUGCCCGUGGCCUCGCAGCUUCACGUUCAGCAAUGCCGAUCUCGAUCGCCGACAGAAUCCGUCGAUUUCGAGACCGCUUCCGAGACGAUUUCGACCGAUGACACCUCUGAGCAAAGCAUCACGCGGAGCGAUAAACAGAGCAUGCCGGCCGAUUCUCAUCGAUCCCCAACGACCGCCCAAAGCUCACCCAUCACAGAUCCGGGCGCUCUUUCCAAACAAGAGUACAUUGUUGCCAGCAAGUACGCCGGUCGCGCGCUGGCAGAAUGGGCUUAUAUUGUUUCGGAAUGUGACAGCUUCUUCGCUCGUCGCCGUGACGAGGGUGUUCCCUCUGAUCGUGCGGUGGAAACUCCCAGUCUGGGCGUUGAAAGCUUCCGGAAAUAG
This is a messenger RNA of Penicillium oxalicum, 3522 nucleotides long. RefSeq names its product DUF1765 domain-containing protein. The record is from RefSeq and is a predicted model, not a curated record. The coding region runs from base 1 to 3522 and encodes 1173 amino acids. Lineage: Eukaryota; Fungi; Ascomycota; Eurotiomycetes; Eurotiales; Aspergillaceae. The transcript is spliced from 3 exons.